Messenger RNA from Daucus carota subsp. sativus, 381 nucleotides. RefSeq lists its product as uncharacterized. Bases 1 to 381 code for a protein of 126 amino acids. The record is from RefSeq and is a predicted model, not a curated record. NCBI's taxonomy places the organism in Eukaryota, Viridiplantae, Streptophyta, Magnoliopsida, Apiales, Apiaceae. Gene Ontology annotation, biological process: negative regulation of DNA-templated transcription. The transcript has a single exon.
AUGGACCGCAUGAUGAAGAUAAAGAGUUUCUCAUCUGCAGCUGUUGAAAACCAAGACAAGUUAUGUGUUGGAACCGCUACUAGUACUGGUUAUACUAGUAAUGUUACCGCAGGAUCAGAAGAUGAAGACAAGUACUCCUGUGUUCGGACAACAGGCAGGACUGUUGUAGGAAAAUGGGAAUGUUCGCAAGAAGUGGAAGAGGCAUGCAGGAGCUUCGAGAACUACUUGGCGGAAAUGAUUGUGGAAGAAGGGAGAACGAAGGAUUUGAUGGACGUGGAACAGCUUCUUUACUGCUGGGAUAACCUGCGGUGUCCUGUUUUUAUUGAUUUGGUUUCGAGAUUUUAUGGGGAGUUAUGCAAGGAUCUGUUUACCAGUAAUUAA